AGUUCAAGUUGCCAUAGCUGCGAGUCUGGGGAGAGCACAGUCGGUUGAGUCGCUGCGUUUGGUCAGUUGCACCUUCUGGGUCACUGGUAGCCGCGGGAGCCGGGUGGGGCCUAGGCGAUGAUCCGGCAUUAAGGAGCUGGGAUCAUCCUCCGUCUCAGGUGGUUUGGGGAAAGUGUAGGGGCAACCAAAGAUCAUCGGCUUGACUAGGCCCUUUGCCCUGAACCUCAUGAAGAAAUGAUAGGAGGCAGACAUAUGUGCCUAAAAAGAGCGUUGAGCUCAGAGAAGAGCAACUCGGAGUUUUGGGGGUGUGCUUUGAUUUGUGUACAUCAAUGGCAGAAUCAUCCAGCGAAUCAGAUCACUUCCGCUGUCGUGACCGAUUGAGUCCAUGGGCUGCCAGAUCAACGCACAGGGGAACUCGAAGUCUUCCUACAGUAGAAGUUACCGAGAAGGUCAACACUAUAACAAGUACUUUACAGGAUACCAGUCGGAACCUGCGACAAGUGGACCAGAUGCUUGGACGAUACCGAGAAUACAGUAAUGGACAGGCGGGUGCGAUAGAACAUUUAAAAGAAAGCUUGGAACAAUCAAUCGACCAACUCCGGAGUCAACGUUUAUUGAGAAACUCAGGAGGGAGAAGUAUUUCUGUUACAAGUUUGAGUGCAAGUGACCUUGAUGGUGGCACUGGGUCAGAGCUCCAUCAUUUUCCACCUACCUCACCUCUCAAGGACUAUGGGGAUCCACAGGGUAUUAAACGAAUGAGAUCAAGAACUGGUGUCCGGUUUGUUCAAGAGACUGAUGAUAUGACUCAGCUUCAUGGUUUUCAUCAGUCUCUUCGAGACCUCAGCAGUGAACAAAUUCGCCUUGGAGAUGAUUUCAACAGGGAGCUUUCCAGAAGGAGCCGGUCAGAUGCCGAAACAAAAAGGGCUUUGGAAGAAUUGACUGAAAAACUUAAUGAAGCCCAGAAACAAGAAGUGGUUUCAGAUCGGGUGGAGCGGCGGCUUCAGGAACUGGAGAGAGAGAUGCGCACAGAAAGGGAGCUGGUGGAAAGACGCCAGGAUCAACUGGGACUCAUGUCCCUGCAGCUACAGGAGGCACUAAAGAAACAAGAAGCUAAAGCAGAUGAGCAUGAGGGGGCAAUAAAAAAUAAGCUAAGACAAACUGAAACUGAGAAGAAUCAACUUGAACAGGAAUUGGAGCUAUCUCGAAGGUUAUUGAAUCAAUCAGAAGGCAGCCGAGAAACACUUUUGCAUCAGGUAGAAGAACUGCGUACACAACUUACGAAAGCAGAAGGUGAUCGAAAGGGUUUACAGCAUCAAGUAUCUCAGAUUUCCAAGCAACAGUCAAACUAUCAGGAUGAACAAGGGGAGGACUGGAGAUUUAGGAGAGGGGUUGAGCGGGAAAAACAGGACCUGGAGAAGCAAAUGUCAGAUUUGAGAGUGCAGCUGAACUUCAGCGCAAUGGCAUCUGAGUUAGAGGAAGUGAAACGGUGCAUGGAGAGAAAAGACAAGGAGAAAGCACAUUUGGCAUCACAAGUAGAGAAUUUAACACGUGAACUGGAGAAUGGGGAAAAACAGCAACUGCAGAUGUUGGAUCGACUUAAGGAGAUCCAGAAUCACUUUGACACAUGUGAGGCCGAGCGUAAGCAUGCUGACCUUCAGAUCUCAGAGCUGACUCGCCAUGCGGAGGAUGCAACCAAGCAGGCUGAGCGGUACCUCAGUGAGCUCCAGCAGUCAGAGGCUCUGAAAGAGGAGGCGGAGAAGAGGAGGGAAGACCUGAAACUGAAAGCUCAAGAAUCCAUUAGGCAGUGGAAGCUUAAGCAUAAGAAGUUAGAACGAGCGUUGGAGAAACAAUCUGAAACUGUUGAUGAACUGACAGGCAAGAAUAAUCAGAUUUUAAAAGAAAAGGAUGAAUUGAAAACCCAGCUGUAUGCAGCAUUACAACAAAUAGAGAAUCUUCGAAAGGAAUUGAAUGAUGUCCUAACAAAGCGUGCCCUUCAGGAGGAGGAGCUUCACUCCAAGGAGGAGAAAUUACGUGAUAUUAAGUCUCAUCAAGCUGACCUUGAAUUGGAAGUUAAGAAUUCCCUGGAUACCAUCCAUAGACUGGAGAGCGAAUUGAAAAAGCAGAGUAAGAUCCAAAGCCAGAUGAAAGUUGAGAAAGCUCACUUGGAGGAAGAAAUUGCAGAGCUCAAGAAGAGCCAGGCCCAGGACAAAGCUAAACUUCUUGAGAUGCAAGAGUCCAUCAAGGACCUGAGUGCCAUCCGAGCAGAUCUUGCUAAUAAAUUGGCUGAGGAAGAGAGAGCCAAGAAAGCAGUGCUUAAGGACCUUUCUGACCUCACUGCACAGGCAAAAUCCAGGGAUGAAGAAACAGCUACAAUCAUCACACAGUUAAAGCUGGAACGAGAUGUGCACCAGAGGGAGCUGAAAGAUCUCACAUCAUCAUUGCAGAGUGUGAAAACAAAACACGAACAGAAUAUCCAGGAGCUUAUGAAGCACUUUAAGAAAGAAAAGAGUGAGGCUGAGAAUCAUAUCAGGACUCUGAAGGCUGAAAGUUUAGAAGAGAAGAAUAUGGCUAAAAUUCAUCGUGGUCAGCUGGAGAAGUUGAAAUCACAGUGUGACAGACUGACAGAGGAAUUAACCCAGAAUGAAAAUGAGAACAAAAAACUGAAGCUAAAAUAUCAAUGUUUGAAGGAUCAACUAGAAGAAAGGGAAAAACAUAUAAGCAUUGAAGAGGAGCACUUAAGGAGGAUGGAAGAGGCCAGAUUGCAGCUCAAGGAUCAACUUCUUUGCUUGGAGACUGAACAGGAAUCCAUUCUUGGUGUGAUAGGAAAGGAAAUUGAUGCAGCUUGUAAAACAUUCUCCAAGGACUCAGUGGAGAAAUUAAAAGUUUUUUCAUCUGGUCCUGAUAUACAUUAUGACCCACAUCGCUGGUUAGCAGAAAGCAAGACUAAACUUCAGUGGCUCUGUGAGGAACUGAAAGAGAGAGAAAACAGAGAGAAAAAUCUGCGACACCAGCUGAUGCUCUGCAGACAACAACUCAGGAAUUUGACUGAAAACAAGGAAUCUGAGUUGCAGUGUCUCUUUCAACAGAUAGAAAGGCAGGAGCAGCUUCUGGAUGAAAUACAUCGUGAGAAGAGAGGAAUUUUCCCUAUUAAUACAAGGUUAUAAGCUCCUGAAGCCUUGGCUAAAUCAGACACAUCAUGGCUGUCAUGGUCAUCAGACAUAGGAGAUGUCUGUUGGUUUCUAAACCACAAGAGAAGGUAACAAGUACCUCUGUUUUGGGGGAUUUGGGUAUUGGGAAGGAAAGGGUGAGACAUAUUCUGGUUGCCUACAAAAAGGAUCUUAUAGAAGUUACUUAUUUGUUUUUAUAGAUAGUACCUUAUACUACUUGUUCCUUAUUCAAGGUAAAGGAAUGUAAUUGAAUGGUUAGAGCAUUUACUGGGGAAGUUGUGGUUUUGGGAAACAAAAGCAUUUUCAGAUCACAUUUGUUCAAUUUGUGAUUUCUGAAAGAUCUACCAAUAUAGCUGAAAAAUACCAAAGCCUGAUUAUUCCAUAUAAAUUAAUUAAUUAGAGUUAAUGUUAUUUAAGAGUUUGAGAUCUUUUCUACUGCAUACUUCUUCCGGAGGGAGAUUUUUCUUUCAGGAUUUUAACUUUGUGAAUUACAAUCUUCUCUAAUUAGCAUGAACUUCCUCUUGUACCAGAAUUCUAGCAUAUUAUAAUUCUUGGAGUCAGAAAACUUUUCCUGCUUGGAUAUUAAAUUUUCAUCAGUUAUGGGUCAUUCUUGUUGGGGAUAAUGUGAAAUAGAGGGAACUUGUGUUCUGGAAUAGUUAAUAGAGGUAAAGGUGGAGUAAAUUAUCUGCAGGAAAAAGCACUGGGGGCUGGGCGCAGUGCCUCACCUCUGUAAUCCCAGCACUGUGGGAGGCUGAGGCGGGCAGAUCACUUGAGGUCAGGAGUUCGAGACCGGCCUGGCCAACAUGGUAAAACCCCGUCUCUACUAAAACUACAAAAAUUAGCCGGGCGUCAUGGUGGGCACUUGUAAUCCCAGCUACUUGGGAGGCUGAGGCACGAGAAUCACUUCAACCUGGGAGGUGAAGGUUGCAGUGAGCCGAGAUUGUGCCACUGCACUACAGCCUGGGUGACAAUAGUGAAACUCUGUAUCAAAAAAAAAAAAAAAAUUGGGAAAACAAGAAUGACAAAGAGUAAACCUAAACUCGAGAAUUGAAUUCCAGUUGCCAAUAGAGGGAAAAAACUGAGAAAUAAGACACCCAUGGUGUAUAAUAGGGGCAGAUGGAGGUUUUCCUUGUUCUUUUCAAACACUGACAUAUAUAUAUAUAUAUAUCAUAUAUGUAUAUAUAUAUAUGAUAUAUGUAUAUAUGAUAUAUAUGUAUGAUAUAUAUUAUAUAUAAAUGUAUGAUAUAUAUAUAUAGUAGGUGCCCAAUAAAUAGUUGUUUAGUUAAGUAAGAGUGAAUGAACAAAGGAGCAAACAACAAGGCAAGGAGGCUAGAGUAUACAGUCAGAAGUAGCAUAGGAACUAUCCUGAAAAAGAAAAAAACAUUAAGCCUCUGAUAUAUUUUUGUAACAGCAAGGUAAAACACAUUUAUAAACAUCUUAUUGAAAUUUCAAGAAGAGUGUCUGAGUUUCAGUUGAACGCUAGACAGUGUAUAGAAAUCAGUAGCAAGUCCUACUGUCAACCCCAAAUGUGUAAAUUAUUAUUGGAUAUCUUUUUCUAGUAUGUGUCUUUAUCGUUAAGGUAAACAUAGAAUAAUCUAAAAGCUUUUCAGAGGUUAAUUCCAGAUUUUUACCUUUUCUUUUUCUAUAGAGUCUUGAAUUUCACAAAUAAAAUUUGGUCUUCUCUGUUUCGUUUGUUUUGGGAACCUGUCACCAGUAAUUAGGAGUAAUGAAAAAGGAAGUAACUUACUUAAAACAAUUCCAGAUUGGCUGUUCUUAUAAUGUAUCUAUUUGGAUAAAUUAUUAAUUAUUAUUAUAUUAUUAAGUAUUGAACUAAUUGAGGGCUGAGAUGAUUUUAUUCAACGUCUUAAGUGUCUUUUAUUCCAUAACACACCACAAAUGUUGGGUGGAUAAACAGAUGGAUGAAUGAAUUAUUCUUCAGCAUUCCAAAUUUUAAAGUAGACUUUGGAUCCAGUAAUACCAAAUGAACAAAAGUGUUAGUAAAUAGCAACCCUCUUUAAUUGUGAGCACAUGGUUCCUGAGACUUAAGGGUCAGGAGGAAGCCAAAUAUUUGAAAGCAAUAGCAUACCACAGAACCAAUAACAGUACCCAAUCUCCAUAAGGCUUGUCUGGUUUGUUAUGGUACUCAAUUAUUAAAUGAGGAUAACAGUUUUAAUCUUUUAACUGUUCUGUUUCUACAAGCUAACUUCAACCCCUCUGGGUUCUGUUUUAUGAUGAUGGAUGAUUGUGUUCUGUUCUGCGUAAGUUACUAUUUGCUAAAACUUCCCAGGACACUGUGUAAGGUUUCAGCAAUAGCUUCCAGUUAGCUCUUCAUCUGUUCUCAAGUGACCUGGCAAUCUUGCCCUUCUCUGUGAAGUGGGCUUUGUAUGGUCUCCCAUUGCCUCAGCCAAUUAAGACCUUAAAAUUAGGCUUUGAGGAACCCUGCUCAUGCUUCCAGGAACAUAAUAGCACCACUUUUCAUUGAAGGAGAUGAGAAGUGUUUAAGUUUGGCCAAUGAACAAAGCAAGGAUAAAAACAAGUGCUAAAAUCAUAAUUAGCCCUGAAUAUUUUAAUGCAAAAAGGGUAUCACUUUUUGGACACUGUUCUACCAUUAUGCUAGAUUUCCCUCUAUAAUUUAUGGUUCAAAGUUUUCACUUCUUAUAGAGCCAAUUAAGUUUAUGUAGUAAGACAUUUUGAAAAGGGUACUACACUGUUAUUUUUGAGGCAAAUAACUUCACUACCCUAGAUUUAUGCAUUGAUUAAAACAUUUCUGUUGUCUCCAGCCUGAAUACGAUUCUAGAAUGUGAGUUCUUUAAAGGAUCUUUCUUUGAUUUGGGUGGAAGCGAUGAGCAGGUUUGACAGUGAAGUAUGACACGUUUAUAGGUUUCAUACAUAUUUAAAAGUUGUUGUUAUCAAAUAGUGAUUACCUUAAUGUCUAUUGGUAGUAGUUUGACUCAUUUCACCUUUAAGGAUUCUGGCAUUUUUAUAUUACAUGGGGACUGUCUUUUGCUCACUCUACCAUUCUAGAUUGGCAAUUCUCUUAGUAAUGUUUAAAAGAUAAAGAGGGCCGGGUGCGGUGGCUCAUGGCUGUAAUACCAGCACUUUGGGAGGCCGAGGCGGGCGGAUCACAAGGUCAGGAGAUUAAGACCAUCCUGGCUAACACGGUGAAUCCCCGUCUCUACUAAAAAUACAAAAAAUUAGCCAGGUGUGGUGGCGGGUGCCUGUAGUCCCAGCUACUUGGGAGGCUGAGGCAGGAGAAUGGCGUGAACCCAGGAGGCGGAGCUUGCAGUGAGCCGAGAUCGCGCCAUUGCACUCCAGCCUGGGCGACAGAGCAAGACUCCCGUCUCAAAAAAAAAAAAAAAAAAAAAAGAUAAAGAGUAACCUCUGCUACCAGAUGACAGAAUGCUGUCCUCCUCCUCCUCCUUGUCUUCUUCAUCUCUGUUUGCUUAAUUGUCAGUUGGGUAUCAGAUGAGAAUGGCAAAAUUGGUAUUCCUGUUUUAGUGACAAAAUUAUUUGUAAAGGAAAAAGUUUAAAGAGAAGCUUAUAUAUGAACAUUCUGUUUUAUAGCUGUUAAAUGCUUCAAUAAACAUUUUUUCUUUUCUCAGCUUGAAAACGGCAAAAUAUAUUAAUGAUACAUGUUACAUUUAUAUAUAUAUUAUAUAUACUUAUAUGUGUGCGUCUGUAAUAUAUAAAUAUGUAUACAUAUAUCACAUAUACAUAUGUUAGUGUAUAUGUGUAUGGAUUUUACACACCAAAGAACAGAGAUGAUUUUGUGUAAUCUUAUGUUGAUUGCAUUUUUAGAAUGGGGUCUCACAAUAUUUAGCCAGUCUCUGGAGUCACCACAGUGUUCAGGAACCAGCAUCAGAAAAUACUUAUGAUAUUUGUGUUGUGUUCUACAGUGGUGAUCCUGUUCAUAGCAUGGCAUGACGCUGGGUGUUUCUCAGUAGUGACACUAUGAAUAAUUUGAACUGAACAUCCUUGAUGGUUCAGGCCACCCCCACACACUGAAGGACAUUUGGCUAUCUUCGGCUCCAAAGGAUAAAAUGGAUAUUAGUGUCCAUGCUCUGAAACAAGAAAAAUGCCCUCUUACAUUUCUUUUAGAGAACUACUAAAUGCCUUUCUCACAGCACCAAAAACAUUUUAAUGCAUUUAUUUGUUUUAUUGUUUAUAUCCUUCCGUAAAACUAUAAACCACAUGACAGCAGUAGCCUUGUCUUAAAUAUAUGUGUUCCAUGACUAGCACAGUAUGUGACCCAUAAUCAUUUAAUUUAAUUCAUGUUUAUUCAUCAGACAAAAUGUAAUACUAACUUAAACACUUGCCUAAUUAUUUAUGCUUAUCACUUUGCUCAAACAAUUAUUAAGCAACGUUUUGAAAUCAUUUAACCAGAGAUAUCAUAUCAUGAACUUUAUCCACUUAUUCACGAAUUCACCUGUUUAUUUAUUUAUAUCCUGACUUGUUCGAUAACAGAUUUAUGCAGAGUUGAUUUAAUUUAAAAUGUACAUCAUUAUGGAGCUGUGCUGUAUAAAAGAAACAUAACAAGACAAACAUGAGCUACAUGUAUAGUUUUAAAUUUUCUGAUAAUAAAAUAUUAAAAAGGUAAAAAGAAAGUGAAAUUAAUUUUAAACAUGUAUUUAUGUAACCCAUUAUAUCCUAAAUAUGAUCACUUCAACAUAUAAUCAAUAAGAAAAAUUAUUGACAUAUUUUACAUUUUGUUUUUCAACUGAGAUGCCAAAAUCCGGCAUGUAUUUUACCCUUAGAGCACACCUGAAUUCCAACCAGCCACAUUUCAAAUGUUUAAUAGUCAUAUGUGGCUCAUGGCUAACAUAUUGAACAGAAUAGCCCUAGAGGAUCAUUUAUACUGGCCAUUUUUUGGUCUUAUUCUUUUUAUAAGAGAAUCAUCUGUAGUAUGAUUGCCAGGGUUGUCGAGUUCUCUUUGGGAAGUCCAAGAUGAUGAAUGUAACCUGAAGCUCAUAUUCUCUAAUAUUAAUCCUAUUUAUGAAAAAAUCUUUUAUAUGUAAAAAUUAUUUAAGGGAUCUUACAAUAUAGACAAUUUAUAGCCAUAAUACCAAUAUGUAAGAAGGGAAAUUAAAGAUGUAUAGAAAUUAUUUUCAUAGAUUCUUUGAAUUCUUAAAUUUUCUACGUAACUUUUUAAAAAGGUAGGGAAUAACACGAUUAUGCACCUGGGUAACAGAUAAAGAUAACGAGCAAAUCAGAAAGAUGAACAACUCAAGGAUAUUUAUUUACCUUCAUACUUAGGUUUUCUCUGUGUUGUAUAGAUUGUGGUAGAGAAUUUGGAUGGUUGUUGAAUUUAGAGUUUAUUCUUAAAUUCGUAGUUCAGAUUUUUGGUUUAGAAUAUAGAGGCUAGUAAAUAUUCUGAUCAAGUCAAGGUUAUUUUCCAUUCAGACUAGUUUGUCUGCAUUGCUUAGAUACUUCGUUUCCGCUACCUAGACCAAGUUGUCUAGGUCUAGUUUUUUAUUUUUCAAAACUUAGCACCUGCUGAUGAAUUUGGAAGAACUUUUAUUAGCUACACAGGAAGUAAAUGAGAAGAGACCUAAUAUUUUCUGAGUACCUACCAUAUACCAAGACUUACGUUACAUAAUUUCUCGGACAAUCUUCCAUUUGAUGUGGAUAUUUUUAUUCCUGCUUUAUUAAGGGGGAAGCUGAUACUUACAGAGUUAAAGUAACAAGCCUUGGAUCCAUAGACAAUGAAGAGAUUUCUUUGUAGAAUGUGGCUUGGCUGGGAAUGCAGGGAAUGACACAAUAUCUCCUUAUCCACAUUUAAUCAUGGCCCUUUCCUGUCAUUCACCUCUCAGCAGCUUGCAGUAUUCAUUUUGUGACACUCAACUACUGUCCUUCAACCUUUCAAUGGACCGUGCACUUAGGGAAACAUCCCAGUUUUUUACCAUGAUUAGCAAUAUCCCUUCUGCCCAUUCUCCAGCUUCACCCAUUCUCCCCCUUCAACUUGAGCAUUAUGUUCUGACACAUUUUAUGCUGGCCUUAUUUUUGUUUCUCUUAUAUGCUGAGGCGAUUUCUGCCUCACAGGUGUCACAGUAGUUUUUUUGCCCCCAUCUCGUUUACCCUGUAGCCCCCACCUCCCUAUGCACAUAGCUUUGGCCUCCUCCUUUAGGUCUCAGUUGAAAUGUCACCUCCUCGGAGGGAUCUUGCUCCAUUACCCAAUCUAAGUAGGUCCUUUUCUGUGUUUCUAUCUUUGCAACCUAUUAAUUUACUUCACAGCACUAUAAUUUUAUUUGCAUAUAUAUGCUCAUGGAUUUAUUUAUGUAUUUUCCAUCUUUCCCAUUAGACUCUAAAUUCUCUAAGGCCAGGGACCAUAUCUGUUAUCCUUGCUGCGGUGGUGCACAGUUACUAUGUGUUGAAAACAAAUACUUGUCUUUUAGUUCCUGGAUUGCCAUGAUUUCAUUCCAAAUUGUUCUUCCUGGCUUCAUUUUCUCACUUCUCUGUUUCAUAUUCUAAUAUUGGCAAAUUGUAAUAAAAACUCAUUGGGGUGACUUUUUAGUCCUAUGUCCCCUCUUUCUUCUAAUGAAUUCUGUUUCCUUACCCACAUGGAUAGCUAUAAUCAGGCUUCAUCUGGCCCAGUACUCAUUUUACCACAGGGAUUGUUUAAGAGAUGUGAUCUAGUCUGGGCCUUUCCUUGUCCCUCCUUGAUAAAAAAUUUCAAACUCAAAAUAGGAAAGAUAAUCUUUUUAAAGCUUUGGUCAUGGCACUGAAACUGAUACAGGAAAGGUGAGCCCUAAAAUUGGGGCUUAGCCCAAAGAGUUCUUAGCAUACCCUGGGAAAUAAUUCUAGGACUAGCUGAGCUGGAGGUGUUAGCAGUCUUUUAUUAAAUGGUACUGCUUGGGGUACAGGGCUAAGUUAUAGGCAUUGCACCAUGAGUCCAAAGAAUGGGCUCUUGACAACUGUAUUUAUACUCAUUUAAAGGCACUUUCAAUUACAUGCAAAUUAAGGGGCAGGUUAUUUAGAACUUCCAAGGAAAGGGGCAGUAACUUCUGCAUUGUUGCCAUGGAAUGGGGUGGUAGCUUCUGGGUCAUUGCUAUGGCAUUUGUAAACUGUCAUUGCACUGGUGGGAGUGUCUUAUGCCAAUGAGCAAUGAGGGCACCUAGGAAUCACUUUCAUUGCCAUCUGCCGGUUCCUGCUGAUGGCCUCACUUUACCAAAUCCUGACAGAGUAACAAGUCCAGAAAACAAGUCCUGCCCAUCUCCUUCAUCAAAAGGUUAUAAAACUUUUCUGUCAGAAACCAUAUUUCAUGUGAAGAAGAGAAAACUGUCAGUGAUAGCAGAGAACUAAGCCAACACUCAGAAAAAAACAAAGACGUGAAGCAAAUGAGAGGUUCGCUGGUGUUAAGCCCAUGUACCUAUUUAGCCUGCUUUAUGCCAGUGCCCUUCUUGAUCAGAUACAGCUUUUCAUGCCCUCUUGUUUUGGUUUAAACUGUUGGACUUUGCUGUCUCUCCUCACAGAGUCCUGACAGAUUAAUGUUCUCACAGAAGAGACUGUCAGAAUCCUUUUGUUUUCCUGUGAUAAAUUAAAAAAUACUCAGUAUCACUACAAGAUCACGUGAAACUAAGUUUGUGUAGUUUGGAAAUGGUGGCUCCACUCCUGCAGCUACUGUGUAUUCUGUGUUCCAAAUUCUCACUGUCCUUUCGGUUUCUGAAAACCUAGAGAGGUAAAAUAUCUAUAUGUGAUAUGUGUAUAAUACAAAAUGGUUGUAAACUUGUAGACUGUAUGAUUUAAUUACUAAAACUGUUGUCUUUUUAUGCCAUAUAUAUUUGAGGUCUGUCAUUAAAACUAGUUGUUUAAAUUUUUCUCUGAGUCACCACUUUGAAAGUAGUAUUUAGAAGCAAAUGUUAUGCAACUUUACUUUUGCUGAAAAGAUGAAAUGUGAUGUAUAUACCUAUAAUGUGAAAUCAUCUCUAUAUUAGAGUUAAUGAAUUGACAUUGAUAAUUUAUACAGACUUUCAUUACUACUGAAUCGUGUAAGACUUGUUGGUGAUAUUAUUCACACCUCAUGUCAUUCACACCUUCAACUACAUGAAAAAGUAAGUCUCACCAUUUUGUCUUUGUUGAGUUAUAUGAAAAUGAGGAUCACCAGCCUUGGCAACAUGGAAAAACUUCAUCUCUUCAAAAAACCGAAAACAAACAAACAAAACAUAUAUACACACACAUACACAUACACAUACACAUACACACACACAAGUUAGCUGAGUGUGAUGGUGCAUGCCUAUAGUCAGAGCUACUAGGGAAGCUGAAGUGGGAGAAUCCAUUGAGCCUGAGAGGUCGAGGCUGCAGUGAGCCAUGAUUGUGCCACUGCACUCCAGCCUGGGCAAUAAAGUGAGACCUUGUCUCAAAACAAAAGCAAAAAAAAGAAAAAUAGGAUUAGUAGAUAGAGGCUCUGGGUAUGUGUGAAAUGACAUACUGAGUUAGAUCAAUGAUCUAUUUGAUCUAAUAUUCUGAUUCUGAAAGUGGCACCAAGUAAAUAUUUUGGUAGAAGCACAGUCUUUGCAUUUUAUUUGAUCAUUUUCUGAUAUUAAGUGUGUACUCUAAAUAUCUCAAGUUUUUUUUUAACCUUUGCACCUUAACAAUCUUCUUUAAUUGCUUUUAUAUUUUCAAAAUAUAUAAACCUUCUUUGGGAUGGUGCUCUAUCACAAAUGCCCCCAUUUACCCCUUCUGAUGCUCAUGGAAGAUGUUAUUAUAUUUAAUUUGUUCUAAGUCAGCUACAGCUUCAUUAUCACUCUGAAAACACUGUUCUAGGUAGUCUCUGCCAGCUGAUUUGAAUUGACCCAUGAAGUGAAAUUCAUUUGUUAAUCUCUACAGGAAAUUAGUUUUAAAUGUUAUAGCCUUCUAUUAGAACUGAAGAACUUCUUUUUUUGGGAGUAUUCCAGUAUUUUCAUAUGUUCUUUAAAAUAUUUGAUUUCAAUUCUGCUAGGUGCCGUGAAAGGGACAACUAUAUUAUUUAAAGUAAAUUAUAGCAGAGUCUCUGCCUUUAAGAGCUAACAACUUGUGUGCACUACCAUACCUAUUAGAUUGGACAAUUAUUUCUUUCUAAAUUAACCUUGCCUUUGCCUAAGGUGCUUUGCUUUGCCCCUGUAACUCAAUAAUGAAAUGACAAACAACCCAAUUAAAAAAUGGAUAAAGGUCUGAAUAGACAGUUCUCCAUAGUAGAUGUAAAAUGGCUAAUGAGCACAUGAAAAUGAACACAUUAGCCAUCAGCGAAAUGGAAAGCAAAGCCUCAAAGAGAUACUACUUUAUACUCACCAGGACAGCUAUAAUAAAAAAGAUAGUAACAACUGCUGGCGAAGAUAUAGAGAAAUUGGAACCUGUAUACACUUCUGGUGAGAAUAUGAAAUGGUGCAGCCACUUUGGAAAACAGUCUGUCAGUUACUUAAAAAGUUUAACAUAGAGUUACAUAUAACCUAGAAAUAUGCCCAAGAGAAAUGAAAACAUUUGUCAAGCAAAAACCCGUACACGCAUGUACAUAGCAGCCAAAUGUUUACAACAGCCUUAAGGAUAAACAACCCGAAUGUCCAUCAGCUGACGAAUGGAUAAAUAAAAUAUGGUAUAGUCAUACAGUGGACUAUUAUUUAGCACUAAGAAAUGCAGUAUUAAUAAAUUUUACUACAUGGAUGCACCUUGAAAACUUCAUGCAUAUGAAAAGUCAAUCAUAAGGGAACACAUAUUAUGUGGUUCUGUUUAUAUGAAAUGUCCUGAACAGUUAAAUCUUUAGAUACUGGUGGUUGUACUAUCUAUAUCAUCAUUAAGAAAUAGUGAUUCUGGCUGGUAGAUGAAAUAAAUAACUGCAUGACUACGAGAGUCAACGUGAUGGGUGAUAUGGGAUUUCUUUUUGGGGUAACAACAUGUUUUAAAAUUGAUUGUGGUGAUGGUUGUACACCUCUGUGAAUAUACCAAAAGCCAUCAGGUUGUACACUUUAAAUGGAUAAAUUAUAUGGUGUGUGAAUUUUAUCUCAAUUAAGUUGUUAAAAACUAGGAGUCUCAUUUAAUUUAUUUGGUUCACUUUGCAUAUUUAAUUCAUUGAAUAAUCCUAUCAACUUAAUAAAAUAUAUUUUGAAUCUGUCCCAUUCUGUAAUCUUGGUUUAAAAUCAUCAUUUGCCCAGACAUUAAUGCAGUGGCCUGGUAGCUGCUGGUCUCUCUGUCUCCACUCUUACAUUCAUCCAGUUAUUUAUUUCAUCUGCCAGCAAGUGAUUAUUUUUUACUGAUGAUGAUACAGAAGAUAUUAAUGCUAAUGAAAAAGUGGUUAACACUCAUUUCACAAUUUCUUUUGCCAAGCAUUGUUCUAAGCGCUAUAACAUGCUAACUUACUCAGUCCUUACCACAACUCUUUGAGGUAGGUGCUAUUACUAUCCCCAUUUUAUAGAUGAAGAAACUCAGGUACAGUGAGAUUAGUAAUUCAUCCAAGAUCACUUAACAUGUAAGUGGCUGUUACAUAAAGCAGAUCAAGGCACACUUUUGCUUGAAGAUCUCUAAUGACUUUUACUCCUUUUCCCUCCUUUUUACUAAUUUCCGUUCAAUAAGGCUCAUUUUUUGCCUUGGGUCUUUUGCACUUGCUCCUUCUGUUUGAAAUGCUUUUUUUCCUUCUCAUCUUUCUUGGCUUCCGUGUCACCUCCACAAGGAGGCCUUCUUCAAUAACUUGAACUUGCUCUCACAUUUUCAUACUUCUUCAUUACAUUUAGUAGUGUUUGAAAUUAUCUUAAAAAUUUUAAUUGCAUAUGCGUUCACCCACGGCCUAAUAGAACAAUGCCUAGCAAAUAGCAGGAGCUCGAGAAAACACUUGUUUACUACCUGACUGACUUGUGGGAGAAUAGGAUUUUAUAUAUUUUUCAAAUUAUGGUUGAGGUCUAUUUUCAGAGUAGGAAGACUAUUUGCAUGUCUUGACUAAAGAUUCAUUGUAAACACAAUUUCAUGUUUUUCAGAUUUUAUUAUAAUUCCUUUUUUUUUUCUGAGGCAGGAUCUUGUUCUGUCACCCAGGCUCAAGGGAAGUGGUAUGGUCACAGCUCACUGCAGCCUUGACCUGACAGGCUCAGGUGAUCCUCCCAUCUCAGCCUUCCGAGUAGCUUGGACCAUGGGUGCACACCACCACUCCCAGCUAAUUUUUGUAUUUUUUGCAGAUGUGGAGUUUCACCAUGUUGCCCAGGCUGGUCCCAGACUGCUGGGCUCAAGUGAUCCGCCCACCACGGCCUCCCAAAGUGCUGGGAUUACAGACAUGCCUGGCCUAUAAUUACUUUUAUAAAAAUAAAAUAAUUCCAUGUGAUUGAUGUCUUUCUAAGUGUUGUGGUGCCUUUCAGUUGGUUUAGGGUGGAAAUUGCUUUUUUGAUAAGAUGAUAUUUGAGUGAUUGGACAAUACUGUUAUUCUUAAAUUUUUUCUUUUUUUUUUAAGUCUUGAUCUGCUGCUUUUAGGAUGUGGUUUUAUUAUUGUCGGGUAUGGGAUGUGGGCAGAGAGUAUGAUGGAUGGGGAGAGUAGUUCUUGGUUGUUGGUUUCAUGGGGGCUUUGAAAUGAUAUAGCUGCCGUUAGUGUGGAGACAAUGUGGGAAGUUUGAGGUUUGCCUGUUAGAGAGCUCGGGUAAUUUUCUAGAUCCGUUCUUGUCUGAUAUUAGGUGAUUUUUGGUUGGCAGUGAGAAAUUUUGCAGUGUCAGUCAUGCCUUCUUUUCAUUAGUUGGACAAACACAUACAUGCACUCAUGUGUAUAUUCACAUAUACACAAAAACACACCUUUCUGCUCUAUGUACAUAAUGGCCUUUUAGCCACAGCCUCCCUUCUGUUACUUUUCUUCUGCCUUUCCCAGCUCAGAAUGGUGGUGUUUAUACCCUAAAUGAGAAAAGUAGCCUUAAGUGUGUGUGUAUGUGUGUGUGUGUAUGUGUGUGUGUUUUGCCUUGAAUGGGUGAUGCAACCUAUAUGGACUCAUGAGGAAAUUUUAAAAUUCCAAGUGUAUGCACAACUGGAAUUUUAAUCCAAGCUUUAAUGAAAACAUGGCCUUGUUUAGUGAGUGGAAUAUCAUACAAUUAGAUGUCUGAAAUUUACAUUUUGAUAACUGCUCACUUCUGCUAUAGUGGAAAAGAAUACAAUAUUCAGUAUAUUCUUCCAAGUAGAUUUAUCUUCUCCAAAUAUUAAAAUUGGAUCCCCUGUGCAUCAAUAAUAUUUAAAGAAUUGGAUUAUCCUAACUUUUCACUACUCAGCAGAGUGAGAGAGAGAAACACUAGAUACUGAAAAAUAAAAUAGGAAACUGCAGCAUUGGAUGGCUAGGCUCCAGUUGCUUUUACAUAGUUUCUAAUAACCAAGAUUUUUCAUGCUGCUGACUCUUGAUUCUUUGUGCAAAUAGGCUAGUUGCAGAAUGAUAAAUACAAUUUAUAUAAAAUUAAAAACAAAAUCACUAUCUUUGUUUCCAACCUUCUCUUUUACUCAGUACACGUAAGUAAUGCUGAAUGGAAGUUAUUCUAUUUUUUAAAAAGUUAUGCUUUAAGUGGAUACACAACAAUCAAUCUACUAUGUGCAAAACAGGGGAGAUUAAAGAACAAUAAGACCUUGUCCCUCUCUUAGAAUAUGCUACAGUCCACUAGUGUAGAUACUUACUUUAAUACAGCUUUGUAUGUGUUGCUGUAUAUAUUAAUGAAUUGCUAUAUAUACAGAUAAUGGAGGCACCAUCUCUGCUUGGAUGGGUCAGGGAACUAAGAGAUAGUAUUUAAGUUGGACUCUGAGGGUUAAAUAGGAGUUUGCCAGGUGAAGAAGUAGACAAACAAACAGCCUACACACAAAGUCAUAGAGCUUUGAAAAGGCCAUGCUUGACCAGGAGAUAGGAAGAAAUUCAGGGAGGCAAGAAUAAAACAUUGUUUCCAAAGACAGAAGUCGUAGUAUAUUUCAACAAAUUAGAAGCAGGAGAGGAAGAAUGAGAAAAGAUCACCGCGGAAAAUGUGGUCUGGUAUUAGAUUAUAAAGAGUCUUUUAUAUUAACUACCAGAUGUUUUCCAGUGAGUAAGUGUGGUGUUUCAUUUUAUUUGUAGGAUAAUGCUAGGAGCAAUGGGGAGGCUGCUUUUUACCUGCAAUCCCUCCCACGUAAAGUGCCCUUCUUGAUAACUAUUUUAUUGUUAUUGGUAACAAGGAGCUAUUCAACUUGGUAGUCUGCUUGUGUCUAUCUUGAUUGUCUAUGAUAUGAUUAGAUUCAACUUUUGGUUUUUCUUUUCCAGAUCAGUCAGGGUAUUAUCUAAGGAUGGGUUGAUUCAACCUAGUAUUUUACAGAUUAGAGUUAGUUGGCUUAUGGCAUUUGGAAGAGGCUUCUGGUCCAGCCUAAGCUGGAUAUAAUGGGGAAAUGCAAGCCUCAGGAAAAGUGCAUCCACAGCUACCGACUUGGUUAUUUCUCGUUUCACCAUAUUAACAGUAAAAUAGCUGAUGUGUUUCUGAAAGAGAUAGGCUUAUUGGCAGAACUUUGAGAUGACUACUGUCAUCUCCAGCUGCCUUUGAUGAGGCUGCCAGAGUGCUUGCCUUGGAUCUCCCACUUCAGAGAACCCUUCUACAAAUGGAAUAAAUAGCUGGGUCUACGGAUACAUGGCUACCAACUGAUAGCCACAGUCUCUCUUUUCUAAACCAUGCUCUGGGUACUCAGGACCCCAGAAUACCCCAACCUAGCUGCCAGAGCCCAUGUGCAGGAAAUAUCUGUGGCCCUUCCAUAGGUCAAGUCCUUCCAGGGACAGUGUGAACACCUCUCUGGGCCCAAGUGGUAGCUGAAGUGUAGUUUUCUGAGGGAGUAAUAGGGGUUGGAUGUGUACAGUGUUUCUGGACUCAAUGCUUGAGCCACAUAGGGUGCUGGAUGGAGCCUGGGGUGAGAUGAGAAGGCCACAGGUUGUCAGUUGUACCCUGACAAUAGUAAGGACAGCCUGCCUGGAUGUAAUACUGUUGUUUGAGAGUGCACAAAUUGAAAUGAUUAAGAAGCUCCAGUACAGAACUCUUUAGAGAAUGAAUGUAUUCCUUUUUCUUACAGUUUACCAUCUCAAACUCCUUAUUGUGUUACAGGCAGAUCCGAACAUUAGUGUUCAUAUUGUCAAAUCUUCCUACCCUCAUAUUAAUUUCUUAAAAUUUCAAAUUAAAAAUUUAUUUCUAAAGAUAAUUAUUAAAUUAUGAUAUUAAGUACUAAUUCCCUAGGAUAGCCACAUGUAGUCAUUGAAAUUAGAUUACAAGGAACAAAUUAAGUUCGUAUACUUAUGUUUGUAGCAGAAAAAGAUAAUGAAGAGUGAAUUGGCAUGCAAAUAGUUCAAUAAACACCAUUGAAAUUAUUUUCACUCGAAUUUUUUAUUUUUUACAUUCUUUUUAAUUUAAAAAAAUUUUUAGGUACAUAGUAGGUGUAUAUAUUUAUGGGGUACAUGAGAUACUUUGAUACAAGCAUAUAAUAAACAAUAAUCGCAUUAUGGUAAAUGGGGUAUCCAUUUCUUCAAGCAUUUAUCCUUUGUGUUAUAGAUAAUUCAAUUAUAAUCUUUUAGUUAUUUUUAAAUGUAUACUUAAAUUAUUGAUUAUAGUCACCCUGUUGUGCUAUUAAAUACUAGGUCUUAUUCUUUCUAAAUAUAUAUUUUUGUACCUAUUAGCUAUUCCCACUUUCCCUGCAACCCCCACACUGCUCUUUCCAGCCUCUGGUAACCAGCCUUGUGCUCUCUAUCUACAUGAGUUCUCACUGCUAUUUACUACUGCAAGUAAUAAGAUGUUACAACUGUAAUUUUACAUAUAUUAUCUCUUAUAAGCUAGCCUCUUUCUUAUGUAUGUUUGAAAGGGAAGUGAUUGUUAUUAUGAUGUUAAUUCAUGCUAUGUAAGUAUCAUAUUAGUGUGGUUACACACACACACAGACAUAUAGACACACACACACACACACACACACACACACACACACACAACAUAGUCUUAUAUGUCAGUCUUUAGACCAUAUUCUAAAGGGAGUGGUUUUUUUCUUCAUUGGGAAGAAAAAGGGCAAGUAAUACAGGAUUAUUUUAGAGUAGUUACUGGAAAGGUCUCCUAAGUGAAUUCAUUGUGUUAUAUUGCCUCAGUCCAACAUUUAACUCGAUCUAUAGAAACAAUGAAAACCAUUUCUUGAGAACAGAAAAACAAACAAAAUUAGAUAGCUUCUCAUAUAAGCCAAAAAGCUGCUUUGUUUUUAGCUGCUAUACUGUUUCUCUUAAGAGGAUGGAUGUUCAUUGUAUUUGAUAAGUUAUCAAGAUUUACUUUAAUGUUCCAGAGUGUGCAAGUUAAUGAUUUCAGACGAUAAUUUUUUGUAUCACUUUAGAGGAAACUAUUGGACAAUUUGAAUAUCAGAUGGUUUAUUUCCAAAAUCAUAUUAUGGUCUUGAAAUUGUUUUGGGUUAAUGUUUUGCUGGAGUUUGUGCAUUGUCAGUUCUUGUUAUUCAAAAUCACGUUUGAUUUUUUUAUUCUGUUCAAGAAAAUAUCCAAUUAAAGUCAAUAGAAUGCACAUACUAUAAAAUUCCUGACCAGUUAGUAGACCAUUUGGACAGGUUGAUGUAGGAUCAAACAAAAAGGGGUUAAUUUGAUUGUCAUGUUUUAGGAGAACUUUAAAUUAUAAGUCACUUGCUUUAUAUUCAGUUGUAUAGUACUUAAUGAAAGUAUUUAAAUAAAGUAAAUCUAUUUCUUUAAUACUUAUAAAUAUCCAGAGUAACUUGUGGAAGAAUUUAAGAAAUUAUGUUUUAUGAAUUUGAUAAGUUACUCUUAUGUUUUCACAAUAUAUUUUAAUUAUUUUCAUAGGUGGUGAGACGUGUAUGAAUUCAGUUGACACCAAAGUAGAUGCAAAUAAAUAUAUUUUGUUUCUUUUUCAAGAGUUAAAUCUGAAUUUCUUAACUUUUCUUCUCUCCUAUACUCAAUAUAUCAUACUGUAAUUGUGAUAUUUCUCAUGAGAAAACAGUCAAUAAGAUCUCUUAUCUAGUAACAUAUAUCUAGUGAGGGAGAUGUGAACAACAGAUAACUGGCCUCUGUUCUAAACCCUUUGGUAAUGGGAAUUAUGUUUGCACCAAUUUAUGGCAUGAUUUCAUUAUUAGAUUGUUAAUACAUGUUCUUAACAAAUAGCAGUAUUUUGCAAAUAGUUGUAGGUAUAGAAUAUCUGUUUGUAUCCUCAUAUCCUCAUAUCCUCAAAAGGUCCAGGGUACAAAAACAGGGUACAAAACAAAUUGUUGUGCUGGCUUUUUUUUUUUAAGACAAUUCCUUUUUUGGCUACUCUCUUAUUCUUAAUUUUUCUCCUAGUUUUUAGAUUUGUUAUAGUGAUACAAUAAUUUACUCAUUUGCCAUUUCAUAAGCAAACUAUCAAAAUUGUUAAUAAUGAAAACUGAACCAAUCAGAAAAAAACCUACUGAUAAUAUGCAAAAGAAGACCCCAUUCAUUUAUUGAUAAAGAAAAUAAACUACCUAGGUGUAAUUAGCCUUAACAAGAAAUGUCAAAACCCAUAUGAGGAAAACUGAAAUACACAUGUGAAAGAUAUAGAAGUAUACUGGAAGAAAUGAAAGGCAUAUUAGUUCCUUGAAUAGGAAGACUCAAACAUCAUAAAAUAUCAUUUAUUUCUAAGUUAUUUUUUAUAUGUAAAGCAGUCUUAAUGCACAUACAGUCAGAUUUUUUUGUAUUAAAUGUAUCUUGAAAAGUUGAUUAUAAAAUUCAUUUGGAAGAAUGAAAAGGCAAGAAUAUCCAGCAAAAUGCUGAAAAAGAAGAGAAGUGAAAAGGUUAAUGCUACCAGAUAUUAAAACAUAAUUUAAAACUGGCUGGGUGCAGUGGCUCAUGCCUGUAAUCCCACCACUUUGGGAGCCUGAGGCAGAUGGAUCACCUGAGGUCAGGAGUUCGAGACCAGCCUGGCCAACAUAGUGAAACCCCAUCUGUACUAAAAAUACAAAAUUAGCUGGGCAUGGUGGCAGGCACCUGUAAUCCCAGCUACUCGGGAGGCUGAGACAGGAGAAUCACUUGAACCCGGGAAGCAGAGUUUGCAGUGGCUGAGGUCAUGCCAUUGCACGUCAGCCUGGAUGACAAGAGCGAAACUCCGUCUCAAAAAAAAAACAAAAACCCUAAAAAUAAUAGUAAUAAUAUAAAACUUAGAGUUUUAUUUUAUUAUUUUAUUUAUUUAUAUUUUUAUUUUUUUAUUACAGGCGUGAGCUACCACACCCAGCCUAAAACUUACAAUUUUAAAAAAAUUGACUAGAAGGACUACUAGAACAGAAUAGAAAAUCUCCCCAAAUAGGCCCAAAUACUGAAGGAAAUUUAGUUUACAAUGAAGCUAGAAUUUGAAAUCAGUGGAGAUGGAUAUACCUUUUAAUAAAUGUGCUGUAACAACUGGAUAUUUAUAUGGAAAAAUAUAAAAAUUAGAUCUAUUCUGACACCAUUCAUCAGUAUAAUUUUAAAUGGGCCAGAAGUUUAAUGUAAAAACUUUAAUUAUUCAAAUACUAUAGGAAGCAAAUGCUUUUAUAAUGUGGCUACAGAUUAAAUUUACAUGACUACUAGCUAAAAUUCAGAGGCAAUCAGGGAGUAAAGAUUGACUAAUUUGAUUGCAUAGCAGUUUUUUAAAAUGGCAAAACAUUUUCACCAUAAGCAAAAUAAAAAACAAAUAAUGGGUGCAGCACACCAGCAUGGCACAUGGAUACAUAUGUAACUAACCUGCACAUUGUGCACAUGUACCCUAAAACUUAAAGUAUAAUAAUAAUAAAAUAAAAAAUGGAAAAUAAUCGAAAAAAAAUGGAAACAGUAUUUGCAAGUCUUAUCACAGACAAGAGGUGAUAUUCCCAUAUCCCUAAUAUAUAAACAACUUAUUAAAAAAUCCAAAUGCAUGACAAUGUCUGUGAGGCUGGGGACUGUGAGGAAAUAGACCCUUUCAAACAUUGCUUGUAGGAAUGCAAAAAUGGUACAAUCCUCUGAAAGUGACUCAGAAUCUAGUUAAUUUUCAUAAGCAUUUUUUGACUCUUCAAUUCCCCUUUUAGGAAUGUAUAUCAAAAGAUACAGUGAAAACAAUACAAAAUUCCAGUAAAUAACGCUUCUUAUGCGGCACUAUCUUUAAUAGCAAAUACUGGAAAUAACCAAAUGUCCAUAGGGGACGUGAAGAAAAAAAAUGGUACAUCCAGAAUAUGUAGUAGUAUGCAGCAAUGAAAAGGAAUGCAAAUAUUUCUACAUCAAAUGGCACAUUAAUCUACAGGAUAUACCAUAAUAUGAGAUAAAUGACUUAUAUGCUACUAUUUAAGAAAUGAGGGUACUAUACCUAUUUUUGACUUUAGAACAAUGUAAAUAUUUUAUGUAAUUUUCAAACAAAGUUAAUGUUGAACAGAAGAAAUUUCAAGAUAGCUAUAUAUCCUUAGUGGGUUAUACCUUAAUGACAAAAAGGAUUGCAAAAAAAUUAGAUUUUUUAAAAAACAUAUUUUCUUGUGGUAUUGGUGGUAUUUUAGACAAUUAUGUUUGUCUUGAGGAAUAAAUCAAAUGAUUAAUUAUAUAGGUAUUAUUGAAAACUGAGAUUUAUGGAUAGAUUACUAAGGUUAAGUAAAAAUCAUGUAGUAGUAAAUUUGAAUUGUAUCAGUAUGACCUCAUGUUGGAUUUUAUCUUAAACAAAUUUUGGGUUUGAUGUGUAUGUACAGCUUCACAAACAGAGACCAGUGCAGUUAUCAAUGAGUGUAUCUAUAGCACCAAGAUUAUGAUAUUUAAAUACCAUUUGCCAUGAAAAAAGUCCCCAAAACUCCUUGGAGAAUUGGUUGGUUCUGAUCAGGUAUAAAUAUUUACGUGGUAAACUUGGAAAGUCUUAGUAUUUCAGAAGCCAAGGAAGCUAUCAAAAACUAGGCUCACCCUCCUCAGGCAGCUCUAGCACGGGCCAGUGGGAUAUCCAGCAGAUAAACCAAGCUGAACAAAACAACACUACAAGGUCUCUGAAAAUUUAACUGUCAUUAGAACCAUAGCCUACAAAAGUAGGUGAAGACCCACAUGAUAAACCUAACCAGAGUGAUUGCCUGCUUAAAUAAAACAUUUAAAUAGAACCCACAGUCUCAUAACAUAACAGACAAUGUCUAGAAUAUGAUUUUAAAAAUCACUUGCCAUACCAAGAAUCAUGAGAAUAAAUAAAACAAACAUCUGCCACCAACAUUGAAAUAAAUCGGGUACUGGAAAUAGAUUUAAAGAAGGAAUCAUAAAAAUUCCUGAACAAUCUCUGUCACAAAUGGAUAAUCUCAACAAAGAAAUAAAAGUUAUGCAAAAGUACCAAAUGGAUGUUAUGGAAAUGAGAAAUACAACAACAGAAAGAAAAAUAUCACGGAUGGGUUGAGUAGUAGAAUGAGAUAACAGAAGAUAGAAUCAACAAACUGGAAGAAAGAAUUCACCUCAUUUGAACAAUAGGGAGAAAAUAAAUUGAAAAAGAAGAAAAAA
Messenger RNA from Homo sapiens (human), 22545 nucleotides. It is a transcript of the gene CEP128, whose product is annotated as centrosomal protein 128. Gene Ontology annotation, cellular component: centriole; spindle pole; centrosome. The record is from RefSeq and is a predicted model, not a curated record. Bases 330 to 3164 code for a protein of 944 amino acids. The transcript is spliced from 20 exons. NCBI's taxonomy places the organism in Eukaryota, Metazoa, Chordata, Mammalia, Primates, Hominidae.